AUGAACUUUGUAGCGGAGCUAGAGCUAGAGCGUAAUUACAAUAAUGGGAAGGCAAAUGUAGAAGAGUUGGAGAGACUCGGGUGUAAUGUGGUCUUUGGGGUUAACGUCCACUCUAUGACCAUAAAGCCUAACCUUGGUGGUUCUGCCACAUACGAUAGAGUCAUUUUCAAUUUCCCUCACGCUGGAUUCGAUUAUGGUCGCGAGCACGAAAUCAAAACAAUCAUGAGGCAUCAAGAACUUUUAAGAGGUUUUAUGAAGAGUGCAAGAAUGUUGGUGAAGGACGAAGACAAGGGAGGAGAGAUUCAUGUGGUUCAUAAGACUGAAUAUCCAUUUAGCGAGUGGAAGCUAAAAGCUCUCGGUGAGAAAGAAGGUUUAGAUUUGGUCAGUGAGAUCGAGUUUUGCUUAAAUCAUUAUCCUGGUUAUUCCAACAAGAGAGGAAGUAGAGGUUACAAUGACUCUAGCUUCCCUAUUGGAAAAUCAUGUACCUUCAUAUUUAAGAAGCAGUUCUUUUAUUAA
Molecule: messenger RNA, 516 nt
Organism: Raphanus sativus (radish)
Lineage: Eukaryota; Viridiplantae; Streptophyta; Magnoliopsida; Brassicales; Brassicaceae
Exons: 2
Coding region: 1-516 (171 amino acids)
Biological process (GO): rRNA base methylation
Cellular component (GO): cytoplasm
Molecular function (GO): rRNA (uridine-N3-)-methyltransferase activity
Source: RefSeq, a predicted model, not a curated record